This is a messenger RNA of Trypanosoma theileri, 1554 nucleotides long. RefSeq names its product epsin. Gene Ontology annotation, molecular function: clathrin binding; phospholipid binding. NCBI's taxonomy places the organism in Eukaryota, Euglenozoa, Kinetoplastea, Trypanosomatida, Trypanosomatidae. The record is from RefSeq and is a predicted model, not a curated record. The coding region runs from base 1 to 1554 and encodes 517 amino acids. Gene Ontology annotation, biological process: endocytosis. Gene Ontology annotation, cellular component: endosome; clathrin vesicle coat; plasma membrane. The transcript has a single exon.
AUGAGCAUUCCUACUUCUCUUCACGCCGCAAAGGAACUUUUGCGUGUCAAGACUUCUGGUAACGAGUAUGUGGAACUUGUUCACGUAGCCACAAAUGAAGAUCCAUGGGGUCCGACUGGUACACAAAUGGAAGAUGUUUGCCGUGCUUUCGCACGUGGGUCUGUUGAUAUAAUGGAAGAAAUUAAAUUACGCCUAAAGCAUCGAGACAAAUCAUGGCGUUCUUGCUAUAAAACUUUGCUACUACUUGACUAUCUCGCACGUAAUGUGCCAGAGUCUGGACUUCCAGCGGUGUGUACUGUACUUCCCACCGUGCGUCUCAUCUCCCAGACCUUUUACUACACGGGAAGUAAAGGGACGGACCACGGACUCUCUGUUAGGGAACGGGCGAAGAAGUUGUGUGAACUCCUCAGUGACGGUGCAAUGCUGCGGGAGGAGCGUGAAAAGGCGGCCCUCACCCGCUCAAAGUUGGCCGGUUCCGCCAGUGCUGAGGGCGGCUACGCAUCCACACGCUAUCAGGGAUUCUCACGCAGCUCACCACCCCCACCGUCUUCAUACAGUUAUGACCGCCCAUCGUAUCAGGCACGCACAAGGGAGGAACAAGAACGGUACGAUAUGGAACUCGCUGCUAGAAUGCAACGCGAGGAAGAGAGUCGGGCCGGGAUCUCCGUCGUUGAGGCGGAACGCAUGUAUAAUCAACAAAGUCGAGGACAAUCCAGUACGGUGACCCAAGCGGCCUAUAAUUCAGAUCUGGAGUUGGCAAGACGACUUGAAGAGGAGGAACAACAGAGGCGCGCCACACACAAUAAGGAAUCAUCUACUCCCGCACAAAAUGCACCUACCACACAAACGUCAAAAACUCCUACUGCCAAUACUACUACUACCACCACUGAAGCACCUCCACCAAAAGCUGAACCACCCAAGCCGGAUGUACUUGAUGAUUUGUUUGCACCGGCUCCAACUCCUGCACCAGUUAACUCCAAUCCGCAACAACCUAGUUGGUCAUCUAGCGCUCCCGUUCAACAAACUCAAACUCAAGCUGCUGUGGACCCUUUUGACGCCUUUUUGGAUACACGACUUCAACAACAACAACAACAGCAGCAGCAGCAAAAUAUGUUUGGUGCUUUUCAAACUGCGCCAACGGCGCAACCACAACAACUUGGUACGGCCCCCACUGGUAUGUGGUAUGGAACACCACAAGUCCCUCAACAACAGUCUACACAAGGACAAAUUGGUGGAUGGUCUAGUGGGGCUCCUAUGCAGCAACCGUAUGGUGCAAUGCCACAACAAGGCUACUGGGGGGCGCCGCCAGGGAAUGGGGGUCAAUUUCCUCCUGCUGGAGCACCACAGGCACCCUUUACCGCAGGUGGAAACAAUUUUCAAGGGUAUGCACCGUUCACAAAUGCGCCCACGAUGGCGACCACUAACAACACCUCAAAUAGUGUAAACCCGAUGGAACAACAAAUGGCUCAAUUUUCUGGACAUUUUGGUGGACAAGGGCAAUAUUCGGCCAAAUCGUUAGAUUCUUUAAUGGCUGAACGUCGUGCAGGUCAAUAA